Morus notabilis is the source of this 2117-nucleotide messenger RNA. Its product is annotated as probable eukaryotic translation initiation factor 5-2. Gene Ontology annotation, molecular function: eukaryotic initiation factor eIF2 binding; translation initiation factor activity; GDP-dissociation inhibitor activity. The transcript has 2 exons. The record is from RefSeq and is a predicted model, not a curated record. Lineage: Eukaryota; Viridiplantae; Streptophyta; Magnoliopsida; Rosales; Moraceae. Bases 496 to 1836 code for a protein of 446 amino acids. Gene Ontology annotation, biological process: translational initiation; formation of translation preinitiation complex; formation of cytoplasmic translation initiation complex. Gene Ontology annotation, cellular component: cytosol.
UUGCGUGUUUCUUUUCCCGUCUCCACAAACCUUUUCAUAUUCACACACAAACACACCCAAACCACCCCAAACCUAACCAGAGCCCCGGGUUUUUUUUUUUUUUUUUCUCGGUCUCCUCCUUUUUUCGUCGACGAUUUUCCAUCUUUUCUCGAGGAAGUUGGCAGUUAAGUCUGCUUUAUUAGCAGUUCGCAAAAGUGGAGGAAGUCAAGUUUGAACCUUCUUUUAUGUCUGAGCGGGUCACUCACUUUUUGUCAUCAAUUGGAUUGCUUGGAGAGUAUUGUCCGACGUCCAGGAAAAAGGACGGAAGUACUGCCGAUAAGGUUGGCUGCAUGCAUCUUGGGUUAAUAGAGGGCUGUAAGACUCACUUCCUUGGUUAUCUGUUUAUGCGGCCCUUUCCAGUUGCGAGUAACUUGUCUCUGAAAAAAAGAUCCCUAGUCCCCGUAGGCCCCACUGUUCAAUUGUGCCCCUUCUGAUUACGUCCAUAACUUUGACAAGAUGGCUCUGCAGAAUAUUGGUGCUUCAAACCGUGAUGAUGCCUUCUAUAGGUAUAAGAUGCCAAAAAUGAUUACUAAGAUCGAAGGCAGGGGAAAUGGCAUCAAGACUAACAUUGUUAACAAUGUGGAGAUUGCUAAGGCCUUGGCUAGACUUCCCUCCUACACCACUAAGUACUUUGGCUGCGAGCUUGGGGCCCAAUCCAAGUUUGAUGAAAAGACUGGGACCUCUCUCGUGAAUGGGGCCCAUGAAACUGCAAAACUUGCUGGACUUCUUGAGAACUUCAUAAAGAAAUAUGUCCAGUGCUAUGGCUGUGGGAACCCUGAAACUGAGAUCAUUAUUACGAAGACACAAAUGAUUACCCUCAAAUGUGCAGCUUGUGGGUUUGUUUCGGAUGUGGACAUGAGGGACAAGCUUACAACCUUUAUUCUUAAGAAUCCUCCAGAGCAGAAGAAGUCAUCCAAGGACAAGAAGGCUAUGAGGAGAGCUGAAAAGGAGAGGCUGAAGGAGGGUGAAGCUGCUGAUGAGGAGCUGAAGAAGCUUAAGAAGGAGGCAGGAAAGAAGAAAGGCACUUCUGGGAGUUCUAAAUCAUCAAGCAAGAAGAAAAACAAUGGUUCAGAUGAGGAUCACUCCCCUACGCACAGCCAGGCUGAUGAGAAUGAUCACGCCGCUGCUGGUGACGACGACGAUGAUGACGUGCAGUGGCAGACAGACACAUCCUUGGAGGCAGCUAAACAACGUAUUCAGGAGCAGCUGAGUGCUGUUACUGCCGACAUGGUCAUGCUAUCUACAACUGAAGAAAAGCAAAAGUCAGUGAAAAAGUCUCCAGAGCGUGAAAAGAAACCUAAGAACGGAAAUGAGAACGGCAGUGUUGGCAAUACCACCAAAAGAAAGCUGGCCAAGGAGAUAAAGGAAUACCUGAAGAAGGGCUCAUCUUUAAGCCAGCUCCAAUCUUUUUUGGCCUCGCUCUCAGGAACACCCCAGGAAGUCAUGGAUGCCCUACUCGAAGCUCUUUUCGAAGGUGUUGGAAAGGGAUUUGCAAAAGAGGUGACAAAAAAGAAGAAUUAUCUAGCAGCCGCCAUUCAGGAGGGCGGAUCUCUGUCUCAGACGGUGCUGUUACAUGCUAUUGAAUCCUUCUGUGGAAAGGCCAACCCUGAUGCUCUGAAGGAGGUGGCUUUGGUUCUGAAGGCCCUCUACGACGGUGACGUUUUGGAGGAGGAAUUCAUACUAGAGUGGUAUGAGAAGGGUUUGGUUGGUGACAACGAAAGCUCCCAAAUCUGGAAGAACGUCAAGCCCUUCGUGGAGUGGCUCCAGAGCGCCGAGUCUGAAUCUGAGGAGGAGUGAUUCUUGAUGCAGUUGCUGGCGUUUCUAGAAUUGUCGUUUUACUUUCGCGUCUUUCAGUGUCGUCGUUUGCGUGCAGUUUAUACAGUGGGUGUUUGAUGUCUCGAAAUAAAGGGCGAGGUCUUGGUCUAGUACUUGGGUUUUGCUCUAUAAAGGUCACUCUAGUCGGUCCAGUGUUUGGUUUGGCCAUCGUCUUUGUGUUUUUUCCUUUGGGUGUUACUUCUUUAUUAAUGAUUCUGUUAAAGUGGAGUUUGCUAUUUUAGUCAAGUUUCUUUUAUCUGGUA